CAAUCUGAGUCUUGGUAUUUCCGUGUCACGAAAGGACGAUGAGAAAGGGCGAUUGGCGAAAAAAGACGAUAAGAGCUCCACCCAUUCGAAGGAAAAAGGAAACAUGUAAUUCGAUCAGAAGCGCAUAUAAAUAGUUCAUAUUUUUGUUUCUCACUUGUCGCCUACUCACCCACAUCCUGCAUCCUGCCCGCUUUGCUGGAAUAUCGAACGUCGAAGAUGGAGCACAACGAAAUUUCCAUGUGCAUGGACGUAAAACUGGAUACACAUGACAAGCGCCCAGUGGCGAUGCGUUACAAAACGUGGACCCGCUGUGAGGUAAAGAUAGAGGCAAUUAAGUGCGUUCCUUGUUUUCUGCGGCUGAGUUUCCAGCCUAUGCCGGAUACGGAGGGUCCUUCGAAGACGCUGAGCAUCUCGGUGAACGUGCCCGGAGUCAGUCUCAGCUUGGCCACCUCUCGAACGAAGCAGUACUCGUAUGGCCUCUUCUGGACACAAAACCGACGCGACUGCUUUAUCUACUUUGCCCUUGAGACGGAGACUGCAUGUCGGAAGCACAUGAAAUGGGUGCGAAAGUCGGUAAAGAAUCUGGAGUUGUAUAGACAGGUCUUUCUGGAACAGCGACGCCUCAGCAGAGGACCUCAGGGUGUACUAGGGCCCCUUCCUAACCUGCCGGAGAUCCUAGAUGCCAGCAGCAUGUCGGCUCGUGUGUCGCAGAUCUAUGAGGAAAUUUUCGAUGGCAGUCGUAUUUCGCGGGUCUCCAUAGCCUCGGGCAUAUAUGAGGAAAUGAAGCCCGCCGUUCUUGAGGCUCCUUCUCCGCCCCCUCUGCCAGCGCAGCCACAUCGGAACCGAAUCAACACCUUUGAGUCGCAGGCAAGGGAAAUUCCACGGGCUAACACCAAUCCAGAGUCUGAAUUGGCUAAAAGAAAGAAGUACAAGAACAUGCUGGACACCCUGUUCGGAGGAGUACGCCAGAAGCGAUCUGGUAGCGUCAGUGAGACUGUCCAGGAACCCGAGGAGAACCAACUUCCGCUUUACGAGAACGCACCCACCCCAGAGCCGGUGCUCCCACUCAAACGUUCUGCCCAGCUAAGCAGAUCCCAGCGCAAUAGCUUUUCAAGCCCCGACCUCUCCAAACUAAACAUAUUGGAUGCUUUAGAAGUAGAUUCUGAUGGGCAAAACUUUGGAUCGAGUGUUGAAUUAAACAUUAGUCUAGACGAGUCGGUGAUUGAACCUUCGACUUCACGAAUGCAUUUGGUAAGCCAGAUAGCGCGGCAUUUGGCCAAAGCAGACUCCCUGGAAAGCUUAAAUGUGUCGGAGCAGCUGCCACAUAACUUCAAUUUCUCUGCCUGCAACACAUCCACCAUCAACCUGAUAGGUUCCCACGGAGCUGUCAUGCACAACACCAUCUUGAAAAAGAACAAAAUAAUUGUCGAUGACCUUACCGGAUACUGUGUGAUGGCCCCGAUUCUCAAGGGCGUGGAAAAGGGAGCACCGCCACAGCCAGGAGGCAGCACGGCAUCUACUUCUUCCGGGUAUUCUACGGGAUCCUAUUGUUCUUCCACCAGCAGCUGCAACACCGAGGACCAACCCACUAGGACCCUGGUAGCGCCAGGUGCCAACGAGAGCGGCAUUUAUGAGGCCAUGCAUGGCAAUUCCUUAAACAGCACUGUGGGAGCCGCAGCCAAUGGCUUCGCGGAGCACUUAUACGAAAACCUUCUGGCAGUUAAGGCAGCCCAAGAACUAGAGGCACAGCCCAUUGGCUUCGGAUUGAGCACCAGCACCCCCACCGAAUCGCCCCUGGCGCCAGCGUUGCCCCAGAAGGGAACACCUAAAGAAAAAUCUGUGCAGCAGCCUGAGGAGGAAGACUACUACCAAACUCCCCGAAAAUCAAUCAUAAGUGUGGAUGACAAGAUACCCUCUUAUUACCCCAACAGCUGUGACACUAUUAAGUCAAAGCGACGCAGUCCCACCGAUUACGGGCCAAGCCUGAGGCACUUGGCCAGUUCAAAGCUGCGACGCGAGCGCAAGGAGAAUCUUUACAUUUCUUCGCCGCAGCAGAUCCUCGACCAACGCCAUAAAGCAUAUCAUCCACCAUCGACAUCUACUGCACCCACGAAGACUAAAAUCUCAACGAAAAAGACUGCCGCCCACAAGAUAUCGGAUGGUGUCUAUGCUGUGACCCAUCCCGUCAAGCGUCCUAAUAGCGUCAACAGCACUAGCAGUAACAACAACAAUAAUCUGGAUGGCGCCGAAGAGGAGCUUCUGCACCUGACAAUGCUAAAGAAUAUUGAUUUCAAGUUUGACGACGGCCAUGCAGCCACGGAAGAUCAAACUGAAAAAAGACAACCCACCGUGAACGGAGGCAUAUUGCAGCCAGAGGUAGAGGAGGAAUACGAAGACCGGUACCAAGCAGCUGAACAGGCUACGCGGCUGCUGCAAAAGUACGCCACCCUGGCCAAGCUUGUCCAAUCCCCAAAGAAGACAAAACCAGCGGUGGUAAAUAUAGAACCGAUGGCUCAGUCGGUGGCUUCCACAUCCAACGAGCUGCAAUCGACCGGCACCGGCAGGAAUAAGUUUGCCUCGCUGCCCCGAUUCAAAAAAAUAGAUUUUUCGCCUUUGAAGAUGAGGCUGAACAAUGUCCUGCAGAGGAACUCUCCAUCGCCGCAACAGUAGCUAUCUUGCAGUUAAUUUAUCGCGAAUAUUUCAAGAAACGCAUGCUCUCUGACUGUCGCUUGUUUCAAUGUUAUCCGUUUGUUCUGAUUGUGAUCUUGUUACUUUGACAACUUGGUAUCAUCUAAUUUUAUGUUAAACCUGUAUGUAAUACGCUUUUCAUGAUGCACGUAGUCGUAAGCCUCUUAGGUUAUUUCUGCUAUGUCAAAAUGAACCAUAUCUGGCUCCAUUCGAGGAGUUAUACUAGUAUUAUUGUUGUGAAUGUACGAUGAGUGUCUAAGAUUUAUACGUACAUAUGGAUACGCUCAAUUAUGGAAAUUUACAAAUCGCUUUUAUAUAAAUUAUACAAACUAUAUUGUUGACUCAUUUAGGCUCAUAUUUGCUAGAGAGGAACUAAGUUGAAUUAAGGAAGUUUUAAACCUACAUACAUAGAAAAACUCAACCAUACCAAAAAAGGCUCCCGCCACCAUUUGUUAUGGCGAGCGGGGCCUUGGACUACGCUUUUUUGGCUUUGCAUAACAUAUCAGAAACUAGCUAAUCAAAUGAAAAGUGCUUUUCUAUAGCCUACCCAAAGCUCAAUUGUACCGUGACUAAGAUGUAAGCUUUAUACUGAAUUUUUGCAACGCUCGAAUAAACUAUACAGCAAA
This is a messenger RNA of Drosophila bipectinata, 3314 nucleotides long. It is a transcript of the gene sced, whose product is annotated as scrambled. Lineage: Eukaryota; Metazoa; Arthropoda; Insecta; Diptera; Drosophilidae. The record is from RefSeq and is a predicted model, not a curated record.